AUCAGAUCCCUCCCGCAGUCUCGCGCGCUCUCCCCCACCCACCCACCCCCUAUCCAUCCAUCCAUCCCACCUCCUGCUCCACAUCCUCCCCUCCGCCCACCAACGCAGCAGCAGCCAGCAGCCCCGCCACUUCCCCCCUCGCCGCUUGCGAUGGCGGUCACGCGCGUCGCCGUGGCCGCCGCCCUCUCGGCGGCCCCGCUCUCCUCCCGCCGCCACCGGGUUGCCCUCCCCUCCGCCUGCCGCCUUCUCCCCGCCUCGGCCACCUGCUGCAACAGCCGCGCGCCGAUGUCUCUGCAGGCCGCCGCCGCCGCACCUGCCGCCGGCGCGGUCGACGAGGAGACUCCUGCCUCCUCCCCUCCGUCAGAUGCUAGCAAGGGGGUGGAGAACCUGGUGAUCAUCGGCUCUGGACCAGCCGGUUACACCGCUGCCAUCUACGCCGCCCGGGCGAACCUGAAGCCUGUCGUGUUUGAAGGGUGCCAGAUGGGGGGUGUCCCCGGCGGGCAGCUGAUGACCACCACCGAGGUGGAGAAUUUCCCUGGCUUCCCGGACGGUAUAACCGGGCCUGAUCUCAUGGACAGAAUGCGCAAGCAAGCGGAACGCUGGGGCGCAGAGCUUUACCAAGAGGAUGUUGAGUUUGUGAAUGUAAAGAGCAGCCCGUUUGUUAUUCGUAGCAGCGACCGUGAGGUGAAAUGUCAUAGUCUAAUUAUUGCAACUGGAGCUACGGCUAAGCGCCUCCGUCUGCCUCGUGAAGAUGAAUUUUGGAGUAGAGGCAUCAGCGCAUGUGCAAUAUGUGAUGGAGCUUCACCACUUUUCAAGGGCCAGGUUCUUGCAGUUGUUGGGGGUGGUGAUGUAGCUACAGAGGAAGCAGUAUAUUUGACAAAAUAUGCUCGACAUGUUCAUUUACUAGUUAGAAAGGAUCAGCUACGGGCUUCCAAAGCUAUGCAGGACAGAGUACUCAACAACCCCAACAUAACAGUACAUUUCAAUACAGAAGCCAUGGAUGUUGUUAGCAAUGACAAAGGGCAGAUGUCUGGCGUUCAUCUGAAGAGAAGAGAUACAGGAGAAGAAUCAGUUCUUACUGUGAAAGGUUUAUUUUAUGGCAUAGGACAUACUCCAAACAGUCAGCUGUUGCAGGGCCAAAUCGAACUUGAUAGUGCUGGCUAUAUUUUAGUUAAAGAGGGCUCAGCCAAAACUUCAGUUGAUGGUGUAUUCGCUGCUGGUGAUGUUCAGGAUCAUGAAUGGAGACAAGCUAUUACUGCAGCUGGAUCUGGAUGCAUAGCUGCUUUGUCAGUUGAAAGAUACUUAGUUGCCAAUGAUCUUCUUGUCGAAUUUCACCAGCCUGUUCAAGAAGAAACAAAGAAGGAUAUUACAGAUAAAGAUGUUCAAAUGGGCUUUGACAUUUCUCACAGAAAACACAAGGGACAGUAUGCACUCCGCAAACUGUACCAUGAGAGUCCACGACUCAUUUGUGUUCUAUACACUUCUCCCACAUGUGGUCCUUGCAGAACCUUAAAACCAAUUUUGAGCAAGGUCAUAGACGAGUACGGCGAGUUUGUUCAUCUUGUUGAAAUUGACAUCGAGGAGGAUCCUGAAAUAGCAGAAGCUGCAGGCAUCAUGGGAACACCUUGUGUUCAAUUUUUUAAGAACAAAGAAAUGCUCAGGACUGUAUCGGGUGUGAAAAGGAAGAAGGAAUAUCGGGAGUUUAUCGAGGCGAACAAAUGAGUUGAGCACGCAGUGGACCCCCUCAAGGUUUUUUGAAGUCAGUAGUUCUUUUGGCGCUAUUUUGACGCCACCCCGUCCCCCGGUGGCCAAUUUUUCAUCAGAUUUUAAGACGAGCCUGGUCUAGUGCCAUGCCAAAGGAAACUAGCCGAUCCCUCAUAUUGGAUUAUACAGCUCAAAAUAUAUUCUUUGCUGUGUGUGUACAACAUACAUGGAGUUGACCCCCCACCCCCUGCUGAUCAAUCAUCAUUGCGGCAUUGCCUUGACACUGCCAAUGUGCAAACUAUUUCCACGGAUUAGCAUACAUUAAUCUGAAGUAUAUAUAUACUCGGCAAUGCUGAAUCCAUUUUGAUC
Messenger RNA from Zea mays, 2073 nucleotides. RefSeq lists its product as uncharacterized. Gene Ontology annotation, molecular function: thioredoxin-disulfide reductase (NADPH) activity. Bases 151 to 1722 code for a protein of 523 amino acids. The record is from RefSeq and is marked validated. Lineage: Eukaryota; Viridiplantae; Streptophyta; Magnoliopsida; Poales; Poaceae. The transcript has 10 exons. Gene Ontology annotation, cellular component: cytoplasm. Gene Ontology annotation, biological process: removal of superoxide radicals.